UAUUACGUGACUCAUGUGUGACCAAGCCAUCCAUUGUUCUGUGUAGUUUACAUUACGAAUGUGAUCUGUCAAAGUGUACAUCAACAGCUUUAUAUAAUUUUAUAUAUAAAAAAGUAAUUAAAAAUAAAUAAUUAAACUAUCAAAUAUGGAACCAGAAAGAAUUGAACAGUCUGAUUUAUCAGAAGUCAUUUUAAAUGAGAAUACUGAUACCAACACACAAGAUCGUAAGUCAUUGAGACGACCAAAGCGAGUAUUACAUUUUUCGGAUGGGGAUUUAGAAGAAUAUUCUGAUGAUGAUACUGAUACACCAGAAACAAAUAAAGCAGCAGAUGAAAUAGACCCAAAAACUCUAACUUGGUUACCUUGGGCUUGGCAUCGAACUACUUACAUCAGUGGUAAAUUAUUGGAUGGAUGUGAUUGUGUAGGUGAAUGGUUAGCUAGUUUUUUUGGAAUUACAGCACCCAAGUAUCAAUUUGAAAUUAAUGAAUUCUACAGACUGCAGGCUCUUGAAAAUGAAAUGCAACAUAAACAGGAUUUAGAAAUGGCAGGGUGGACUGAACCUACUAAAACUAAUCUUGUAAAUAAUGUGUAA
Messenger RNA from Habropoda laboriosa, 592 nucleotides. RefSeq names its product protein FAM177A1. The record is from RefSeq and is a predicted model, not a curated record. Lineage: Eukaryota; Metazoa; Arthropoda; Insecta; Hymenoptera; Apidae. The coding region runs from base 146 to 592 and encodes 148 amino acids. The transcript has 3 exons.